This is a messenger RNA of Rotaria sordida, 1200 nucleotides long. NCBI's taxonomy places the organism in Eukaryota, Metazoa, Rotifera, Eurotatoria, Philodinida, Philodinidae. The record is from the annotation of a GenBank genome assembly.
AUGAAUAAUGCAAGAAUUGAUCAUACGGCAUCUGUAUUACCGAAUGGAAAAAUAUUAGUUACUGGUGGUUGUAAUGGUUCUCUUCUGAAUAGUGCUGAGUUGUAUGAUCCAGCAACACAAACUUGGACAUUGACUGGUAGCAUGAAGAAUGCACGAAGUUUACACACAGCAUCUAUAUUACCAAACGGAAAAGUGUUAGUUACUGGUGGACUCUAUGUCAGUCAAACUGAAUCCUGUGAUGUAUCAAGAGAAUCGUUCACGAUACUUGAUAAAAUCAGUAAUGUACAAAACAAUUCGAAAGUCGCGGUAUUAACGAAUCGAAAAGUAUUCGUUGAUGGUGAAGAUAUUGGUAUGAAUACUAUUAACAGUGUUGAACUGUAUGAUCCAUUGACAGGAAUCUGGACGACUGCUGGUAGCAUGAAUUUUGCACGAGGUGGACAUACAGCGUCGGUAUUACCAAAUGGAAAAGUGUUAGUGAUUGGUGGACUUUAUGUAUGGAGUCUACAAAGUGCUGAGUUGUAUGAUCCAUCAACAGACAUAUGGACUAAUACUAGUCUAUUGAAUUAUCCACGACUUUUUCACCAAACCAUCGUAUUAUCAAAUGGAAAAGUUUUAGUUGCUGGAGGAAUUUUUGAUGUAACUGUAGGUACGUGUGAGUUGUAUGAUCCAUCAACAGACAUAUGGAACACUACUAGUGCGUUUAAUUAUCGCCGAGUUUAUAACGCACUCGUCGAAUUAUCAGAUGGAAAAGCAUUAAUUGCUGGAGGACGUUAUAUUAAUUUUCUAACUAGUUCUGAGUUAUAUGAUCCAAAAACUGAAACGUGGACAUAUACAAGUCAGAUGAAUCAAUCACGAGCAUGGCAUAUAGCAUCAUUAUUAACAGAUGGAAAAGUAUUAGUUACCGGUGGAUUUAGUGAUACUUUAAAUGAUGUAUUAAAUAGUUCGGAGUUGUAUGAUCCUUUGAAAAAAAUGUGGACAACCACUGAUAGUAUGAAAACUGCACGACUAGGACAUACAGCAUCUGUUUUAACAAAUGGUAACGUCUUAGUUACUGGUGGAUAUGGUAAGGAUGAGAUUUAUCUGGAUAGUGCUGAAAUGUAUGUCGUAUCGACGGAAACAUUGAUCACGAUUGGUAAAAUGGAAGAUAUCGGAAAUGAUCACAAAGAACCGUGCAUACAACAAUGCGAUAUCAAGAAAUAG